UGGUCGUUGUAUGACUUGACUCAGGGGCUUUAAAAAUAAAAUUUCUACAGACAAUAUAACCAACAUAGGAAGUUUGAUGUUGAGGUGAGUCUGUGACCGUGAGUCUAUCUGAUUCAUUCAUUUGACUUGCUCAAUAAUUAAGUAAACUGGUUAGUGGAUGGACAUCUCUACUAUAUUCCAUUGUUGCUGUCAAAAAGACAAAUGGAAGCGGGUGGUUUUUCGUAUUUUUUUUAUUUUUUGUGCAAAAUAAUUUCCAAAUACUAUUGUAACUCUGUAGCAAUACUUAAAAAAAUUACAAACGUUGUUCUAAGUAUUACAGUUUCACGUGCGAAAAUGCUUCUUAAAAGUUUGUAGUACGUUCGCGCUCGUGUCAGUAAUAUUGAUUUAUUUUAUUUUGCUGAAAGAACAAUAUUAAAAGGAUGUAGGCCCAGGAUAGUGAAAUGUCCAGGCUUUUGCUACCGCCAGGAGGUGUCGAAUGUUAGCCGGUCCCGGUGAGAAUGUAUACGCAAGAUGAAAACUAAAAGUUUCCUUGUAUUCUCAACGUCGGUGUUCGCGAUAAGCAUAUUCCUGAUCGUGUUCCACUCCCAACCGCCGCAGUCUAUCCAGAACAUCGUCACACAAACUCAUCAACACAUCAAAGAUUUUCAGGGCUCUGUGGCGGUGCAGGAGAACCUGCGCGAUGUGGAGGAGAGCAACCUGGUGGCGGAGGAGCGCUACAUGCGACGACUGUUGGGCGCCGAGCGGUGGCACAACAGCAGCACGCCGGCGCUGGUGACGCAUGUGCGCGGCGACGCGCACGCGCCGGCCGUCAGCUUCGUGCGCGCCGCUGCUCGCCUGCCCUACACCGUGCUGCUCUACAACCUCGGCUUGAAGCCCUACUCUCUCUCUGUGGUGCAGAAUUAUUGUAACUCGUCAAAGUGUGCAGUGAUAGACUUUGACCUAGAUGAAUUCCCCUCGCAUGUGAGUGAUGAGAGCAUACACGCGUUUCGGCCUCUUAUCAUACAGCACGCGCUGAGCAGGGUGGGCGGCGUGGUGUUCGUGGAGGCGGGCUGGCGCUGGGCGGGCGGCGCGGCGGCGCUGGCGGCGCUGUGGGCCCGCGCGGCGGCGCCGGCGGCGGCGGGGCUGCUGGCCUGGCCGCGCCGCGCCGCCGUCACGUCGCUCACGCACCCGCGCAUGUUCCACUACCUGCACGCCGCCCUCGACGACUUCCUCUUCGUGCAGAUGGUGGACGCCGAGCGCCUCGUGCUGGCCGACACGCCCGCCAGCGCCGCCAUCAUGCGGCCCUGGAUCCGCUGCGCGCUCACGCUCGACUGCAUCAUGCCCAUCGGCGCGCAGUCCGGCGGGUGUCGGUUCGACAAGAAACCGCAGUACCGAUACUCGGGCUGCCACGGGCAGGACGCGUCGGCGCUGAGCAUCAUCCUGGGGCUGCGCUCGGGGUUCGAGGAGUCGCGGUACGCGGUCCGCGGGCCCGCGGGCGGCGCGUGGCGGCGCGUGUCGGCGGGCGAGGCGCGCGCCCAGCUGCAGCGGCUGGAGCGCAACUACACCGACGCCGACGGCCGCACCGAGCGCAGCGGCUCGUAGCGCCCGCGCUGGCCCGCGUGUGUUAGCACCACCGCCGCGCAUGAUAGCGCCGACCACCGCGAUCGCGCGGUCGGCGCCCCCUUCCCUGGCCCGCGUAUAUUCCGAACCCCGCGAUCGCGCGGUCGGCGCUCCCCGAGCUGGCCGCAGAAAUAUCGAGAGCAGCUAUUAGGUAGUUAUUAUAAAGUGGAAUAGUUUCCCGGUGAUAAAUUUAGGUAGAGAUAUCGAACGAUUGGUCGGUUAUAUAGUUAAAAACGAUGAGCGAUCAUAACGGAAUAUUUAUUUCGGUGUCGACGACGACGCUUCGUUACCUGUAUCGGUUUGAUAACUUUGAAUGUUGAUUUGAUUGAAUGGUUAUUUGCAUUUAGCUGUUAAGUUUCAGUAUAUUUAUUUUUACCGUGAUGUAGUUAUAAGAAAACCAGUGCCAGUUGUGUAAAACGGCGUGUAAACUGAAGUACCAAAUCAUUAAAAAAACGGGAUCAGAAUCUGUUUUUGAAAAUGUUCAAUUCCACUUCUUAUCUUAGUUAUAGAGCACACUGCAGAGGGGUAUCUUGCUCGCAAAAUGUGCGCAGCUUUUACUUUCGCAUUGCAAUAGUUGAAUGCACUAUAAAACUAUUGUACCACACAGUAUGGCAAUAAUUCCACAUCAACUUUAUCGAAGUCCGGAAUCAGUAUAUACACAUUUAUAUAUUUGUAUACAUCCAACGAAAUGCAUUGCGCAUAUUUAGCAAACGAAAUACUCUGCAAUAUGCUGUAAUUUGACGUUAAAUGAAAGCAAUCUCGAUGUCAAUUCCUCAGUUUGUUACGCUGUACAUACGGUACCCUGGCUGGUCCUGGCGACACAGGUAGCUCGGCUACGUUUUAUAUCAUUUAUUUUGUAUGUAUAUACAAUGAUACUCAUUAGUAAUGCAUAUUUUAGUUGUAAGCAAAAUGUUGUCGGCCGGUGUUGCCGCCGCAGACGAAUACAGCCGCAGUAGAAAAUUUUGCGAGGUUGAAAUAAAUCGAAAUUUUAUAUUUUUGGUUGUGAACUUAAUAUCAACAAGUAAAAUAUUCGAGACUCUUGUAUUUCUUGAAGAAAAUUGUGAUAUAUUAUUUACAAGACGUACGUUAGCGUAGUGUGCAAGCGCGCACGCGCGCGCGUCACUUAUAUUUAAGAUCUCAUUUUGUUUACGCGACUUCUCGACCAAUCCUUGUUCUACCUUAGCCUGUGCUUAAGCAAUUCUGACGUAGUUUGUUAAGUAAACAAUUUGUAAAGUUUUACAGUGCGCACUCACCCAGUGUUAAGACGAAUGUUAUUUUUUGAAAGUAUCUUCAUUUCUCCGCCUUUUCGGGCCAUAAUAUAAGUGAUAGUUGUACACGAAUCACAUCUACCUAUACAUUUUUAUAUGCAACUUUGAGCAAUCUAGUCGUGAUUUACCAAAUAAGUGAUUUAAUGGUUCUUGUAUGACGACCCUUCGUGCUAAGAUUAAAGAAAAUAUCGUCCUAAUAUUAUGAAAUUUGUAUUUGAUAUUUAAUUUUCGGCAAUAAAUAGAUGACUAUUAAUUACGCUAGUACAAUUUAAGUACAGUAUUUACACGGACAACCUUCGUACAUAGUAAGUGGAGGCGCUCGGCGCUGGUGGCGCAGCAGGGCGGCGGGCGGUGGUCGGCGGGUGUGUGCCGGUUAGUACAAGAGUUCGUGUCAUGGGUGUAAGGUGUCCGUCUGCUAUUGUAUAGCCGGAGCCCUCCCCGCGAAUUUUGUCGACGCUUUCCAUGCGCAUAAUCUUAUCGACUAGUGAGAAUUAUUUAUUAAACCAUGAUUGUGAUGACAGA
Messenger RNA from Pectinophora gossypiella (pink bollworm), 3389 nucleotides. RefSeq lists its product as uncharacterized. NCBI's taxonomy places the organism in Eukaryota, Metazoa, Arthropoda, Insecta, Lepidoptera, Gelechiidae. The coding region runs from base 511 to 1581 and encodes 356 amino acids. The record is from RefSeq and is a predicted model, not a curated record. The transcript has 5 exons.